Liolophura sinensis is the source of this 1248-nucleotide messenger RNA. Its product is annotated as retinal homeobox protein Rx-B-like. Bases 1 to 1248 code for a protein of 415 amino acids. Gene Ontology annotation, molecular function: DNA-binding transcription factor activity, RNA polymerase II-specific; RNA polymerase II transcription regulatory region sequence-specific DNA binding. The record is from RefSeq and is a predicted model, not a curated record. The transcript is spliced from 3 exons. NCBI's taxonomy places the organism in Eukaryota, Metazoa, Mollusca, Polyplacophora, Chitonida, Chitonidae. Gene Ontology annotation, biological process: regulation of transcription by RNA polymerase II.
AUGGAGAAGACGCCGCCUGUAGGUCGUAGCGGAGCUAGGGAGUCCCAGGUGAAUGGCUCACAGGUGAGGGCUUUAGAGUCCCAGAAAACCCGCAUGUCUUACAGCAUUGACAGCAUCCUCGGUAACACCAAGGCUGACAAAGAGGUGCAAGAACGACGUUUGAACCAUAACUUUAGCGUCACAAGACCUACACAGUCUCACGGGCAGAGAGCGUUUGGGGGCCCUAUGGCAGCUAGCCCCGACCCUCGCGCUGACAGCCCGGGUGUUGGAUGUCUGAGUGAUGGCGAUGAGAGCCUGGGAGAGGACAGCUACAACGCCCGUAGGUCCCCUUCUCCCACCCCCGGUGUGCACGAUAGCGUGCCCAAUUCUCCACCCGCACGGUUAGGUACAGAUGUCAUGGGUAGCGAGCCAGCGCAAUCAUCACCUGACAUUGACGAGGGUAUUGAUAUCAGUGUGUCUGGGGAAGGCGUCCCAUCCACCGCUGCAGGAAUGAGCGGAUCCGUGCCCCCGACCUCGAGCACGCCUGACGGGAACAGCGACUCGGCGGAUGGCUGCAGCGAUAAACCCCGAAAAAUUCGUCGAAGCAGAACAACUUUUACGACGUAUCAACUGCACCAGCUAGAGAGGGCCUUUGAGAAAACGCAGUACCCGGAUGUGUUCACUCGGGAGGAACUGGCCAUGCGCUUGGAUUUGAGCGAGGCUCGCGUACAGGUUUGGUUUCAAAAUCGUCGUGCCAAGUGGAGAAAGCGGGAAAAGGCCCUGGGAAGAGAGAGUCCGAAUUUUCUUCACGGCGACCAUUUACAGCACUGCCCAGAUAUGGUUGGUAUCCCAGGGUCCUCAUUUCCACUUCCGUCUGCUAUGGACUCCAUGUGGACGGGUCGCGUUCCACACCUGACGGGGCUCAACCCUAUGAUGGCAAUGCAGCAGACUGGUUUGGCCGGAUUGACUGGCCAUUAUUUUCACAGCAAAAUCCCAUUCGGCGGAUUGCUCUCAAAUUACCUGGUCAACCCUUCGGCACCGGGCUCUUUACCGAACAUUCUCAUGGCCUCCGGAUUCAACAUGGCUGCCGCCGGAGCUCCAGUGGGUGCGUCUUUACCAUCGGGAAUGCGGUUUCCUUUCGAGCAUGAUUCUAUAGACGUGAGGAAGUCCAGUAUAGACGUAUUACGAAUGAAAGCCAAAGAACAUUCCGCUACAAUGGACCCUAAUGAUCAUCCACGUGGACACCACCAAGAAGUCGCAAAAACGUAA